AUGUCGUUCCCUUUGCCACCAUUGGUAAGAAGAAAGGACACAGAGUUUGAUAUUGGAAUUCUGCUUGGAAGAGGCACCUUUACUUCUGUGUACGCUGCCGUCGAGAAGAAGACAGGCCUGCGAUGCGCUAUGAAAAUUGUUGAUCGAUACCGGUGUGAGCGCUUGAAGAAAACCGCUGACCUGUAUAUGGAAAAACAUUGUUUGCAAAGAACCAACCACUCAAACAUCAUCAAGAUGCUGGGAUGGUUUUCUGAUAAUACAAACAUUUUUGUAAUGCUGGAAGAAUGUCUCGGUGGCGAACUGUGGGAAGUCAUCAAAACCGUUGGCUGCCCCGUUGGAAGGGCACGACACUACUUAGCGCAGGUUGUCAACGCUGUUUCCUAUCUCCGGCAAGCAAAUAUAGUCCACAGGGACUUGAAGGCAGAGAACAUUAUGCUUACUGAACUUGGUGUCGUAAAGCUGAUUGAUUUUGGGACUGCCAAGGACCUUGAGAACCCUCACAUCAAAGGAUCUGGGAAUGAGGUCAUUGAGAACAAGAGCAGCGACCAUCGCUCUGAUAUAUGUUUCCUCCGGGAAUACCCGCUGAUGCACGUGGCCUCAUCAGCGAAAUGGUUGUGGAAGAUGCCGAUGUGCGUCUCGGUGCAGCCAACAUCGAGGAUAUCAAGAGACAUGCCUUUUUCCAGCAAUGCAACUUUCAUCAAAUACAUUUACAGCCAGUGCCCAUGCUGUCUUUGGCAGAUCUGUGCCUGCAAAGGAUUGGCAGCAACAUGA
Durusdinium trenchii is the source of this 771-nucleotide messenger RNA. NCBI's taxonomy places the organism in Eukaryota, Dinophyceae, Suessiales, Symbiodiniaceae. The record is from the annotation of a GenBank genome assembly.